Molecule: messenger RNA, 2277 nt
Organism: Nerophis lumbriciformis (worm pipefish)
Lineage: Eukaryota; Metazoa; Chordata; Actinopteri; Syngnathiformes; Syngnathidae
Gene: mapk4
Product: mitogen-activated protein kinase 4
Biological process (GO): protein phosphorylation
Molecular function (GO): MAP kinase activity; ATP binding
Source: RefSeq, a predicted model, not a curated record
AUGGCCAGACAAGACACCUCACACUUCCCCCAUGGCUUUGACCUCAGCGCCCACUUUGUUGACCUGCGGCCCCUCGGCGCUGGCGGCACCGGUCUGGUCCUGUCGGCAGUGGACCAGCGUACGGGACGACGCGUGGCCAUUAAGAAGCUCCUGAUGCGGGACGCUGUGACGGUGAAGCACGCGCUGAGGGAGGUCAAAAUCGCCCGCCGGCUACACCAUGAGAAUGUAGUCCAGGUCCACGAGGUUUUGGCACCCUACGGAAGACCCCCGGCGAAAGAUCCGGCCCAGCAGGGAGCUCUGUAUGUGAUCCAGGAGUGCAUGGAGAUGGAUUUGGCCAGACUGCUGGAGCAAGGAGCUCUAUCUACAGGCCACGCUACUCUGCUUUUCUACCAGCUGCUGAGGGGACUCAAGUUCAUCCACUCGGCUAACGUGCUGCACAGAGACCUGAAACCUGCCAACAUUUUCAUCAACACCGACCAACUGCUGCUCAAGAUCGGAGACUUCGGCCUAGCCAGGAUUGUCGACCCUCACUACUCUCACAAGGGCUAUCUGUCCGAGGGUCUGGUCACUAAGUGGUACUGUUCUCCUCGUCUGCUGCUGUCCCCCAACAACUACACAAAGGCUAUAGACAUGUGGGCCGCAGGGUGCAUCCUGGCAGAAAUGCUGACUGGACGCAUGCUCUUUGCAGGAGCUCAUGAGUUGGAGCAAAUGCAGCUAAUCCUUGACACGGUGCCAGUUAUCAGAGACGAGGACAGGCAGGACCUGCUCCAGGUGAUGCCUUCGUGUAUUAAUCGUGGGUGGAAGGUCAAGAAGCCCAUCUCUCAGCUGGUACCUGAGGUGGAUGCUGAAGCUGUAGACUUCCUGGAGCAAAUCCUGACCUUUAACCCCAUGGAUCGCCUUACGGCUGAGGCGGCACUGUCCCAACCGUUUCUGCGUCUGUAUUCCUGUCCAGAUGACGAGCCCACCUCGUCGCACCCCUUCCACAUUGAGGAUGAGCUGGAGGACUGCCUCAUCAUGGAGCAAGGCCUCAGCAACAGCCUCAGUCGGACCUCCAGCAUCCACUGGGACUGGUACCGUAAACAACUCUUACCAGCGGAUGUGUGCUGGCGGCAGUCCGAUGGGAGGUGUCACUGCAUGCCUUCUGGUCACAUGACCUCUGAUGUGGAAGACACCACAGAAGAAGAGGAGGUCCAGAGGGACCCAAGAGCCAGCAGCGUCUCACUUUCAGAGGAGGCCCAGGUGGACCCACGUAAAUAUUCCCACAGCAGUUCCGCUGAACGCUUCCUGGGACACUCCCACUCCUCCCUGGACCGCGCAUGUGGUCUGGGCUUCGGGGACUUGGACUGCGGCCGUUCGUGCGACUACAAAGUGGGCUCGCCGUCCUAUCUGGACCGGAUCGCUUGGCGGGAGGGCAAGCCUCAGCACUACUCGGAACCAAGGCUCAUUCUGGAUCUUUCUCACUGGAAGCGCAACGCCACCAGCAACCCGCCGGUGUCCAUCCAGCCCAUAGGUGGCAGUGUGGAGGACAUGAGGGAGGUUGCGGGAACGGAAACGGGGGAUUUGUUUCAGGAGAUCUCCCGUUGGGUGGAGAGCACACAGUCUCGUCAGUACUCACCGAGUCCAUCUUUGGAGCCACAAUCGCCGCCUCUCCCUCUCUCCCCUGCUGACCUCCAGAACCCAGUCUUCCAAUACUCAGAGCUCGGACCAUGUGACUACGACGAGGACCGACUCAGCCCCUUUCCACCUGUCACUCCUCCAUCUCUCCGCUCACUCCUCCCAUCCACUCCCACCUCUCCUCCACCUCCUCAGUCGCCUCACAGCGAGUCUUCUGCAUCCUCUCCUCUUUUUCCUCCUUCCCAACCUGAACCUCUCUCCUCAUCCUCGUCCUCCGUGGCUGAAUCGCGAGCGUCGCCUCUUGUCAAGCAGAAGGAGCGUCUGUUCGACUUGGAUGUGUUUAUCUCUCGCGCUUUGAAACUGUGCCGGCAGAAAAAGGAGAGAGGAGACGGGAAAGGGCGCAGGGAAGGAGGAUGGAGGGAGGAGAGCACAAAUAGAAGGGUCGCAAGACCCCCUGAGCAUAGGACGCCACCACCACAGACCUAAAGUCCUCUAAGUACACAAAAAGGGUGCUUAUAUAUCGAUUCUCAAAUAGUUUUAAGGCUAAUUGUAUAAAACUUACCAACCAUAAUAUGGUUUUUAAUUAUUCUUUUUUACAAUUGCCUUUAUACUGCAGAUACAUAUCGGAAAUUUGCAUACAUGCUCUUUAUUCUCAGGAGCAAA